AUGGGGCUCCGCGGGAGAGGGCCGCCGCUGCUGCUGCUGCUGCUUCUCGGCCUGGUGGUGGCCACGGCCUUGGCGGCGGACUCCGCCUCCGCCUCCGAGGGCGACGCCGAUCCGCUCUACAGAGCUUGCUUCGAAGAAUGUCAAAGGACCGGCACCCUGAAAGAGGAUUCUGUCAAACACUGUGUCGUGCCGACCGAUGACCAGCCUGCUGACAAGGCAUGGUACGCGCACGAGCCGUUGUACCUGCAGUGGAAGGAGUGGAACUGCAACAGCGAAUGCCGAUACCAUUGCAUGAUGGAAAGAGAGCAGGAAAGGGAAGAGCUUGGGCUAGGGCCCGUCAAGUAUCAUGGCAAAUGGCCUCUCAAACGUGCUUCUGUGUUUCAGGAACCUCUUUCUGCAGCUCUGUCUGCCCUGACUCUUCUCGUGCAAUUUAACGGAUGGCUAUCGUUUUUCCUCUUGCUUUCUUACAAGCUACCUCUCAGGCCGGAAACUCAUGCCACAUACUACGAAUACACCGGAUUAUGGCACAUUAACGCGCUCUUGGCCAUGAAUUCAUGGUUCUGGUGUGCCAUAUAUCACAGUUGUGAUACUGCUUGGACAGAAAAGCUGUACUUGUCAUCAGCUGCUGCUUUUCUUGGUUACUCCCUCAUCUUGGCCAUACUGCGAACUUCGAAUCUGAGGGAUGAAGCUUCAAGAGUGAUGGUUGCAGCUCCAAUUCUGGCUUUUGUGACAACCCACAUUCUGUACCUCAACUUCUACGAACUCGACAAAGGCCUGAACAUGAAGGUUUGCACUGUUAUUAGCGUUGCGCAGCUCCUUUUGUGGACAGUGUGGGCUGCCAUUACAAGGCAUCCUUCACGCCUGAAGGUCGUCUUCGUUGCUAUCGGCGGUGUCCUCUCAAUAUACCUGGAAGCCCAUGAUGUCCCUCCGCGAUGGGGAUAUGUUGAUGGUCACGCAAUCUGCCUCGCCAUGGCUAUCCCCCUGUCCUACCUCUGGUGGAGCUUCGCCAAGGAAGACGCCGAGAUGCGCACGGCGGCAAUUAUGAAGAAGAAACGAUAA
Molecule: messenger RNA, 1059 nt
Organism: Triticum turgidum subsp. durum (durum wheat)
Lineage: Eukaryota; Viridiplantae; Streptophyta; Magnoliopsida; Poales; Poaceae
Source: the annotation of a GenBank genome assembly